Molecule: messenger RNA, 1211 nt
Organism: Acomys russatus (golden spiny mouse)
Lineage: Eukaryota; Metazoa; Chordata; Mammalia; Rodentia; Muridae
Product: amine sulfotransferase-like
Exons: 6
Coding region: 1-882 (293 amino acids)
Biological process (GO): sulfation
Cellular component (GO): cytoplasm
Molecular function (GO): sulfotransferase activity
Source: RefSeq, a predicted model, not a curated record
AUGGACAAUACGAAUGGAAGUUUGCUUAACUUUAAAGGAUAUAAUCUUUUGAAGUCCUUUGUGGACAUUGAAAAGUUAGAAAAGAUGGAAGAUUUUGAGAUUAGAGAUGACGAUGUCUUCAUUGUCACGUAUCCAAAAUCUGGUACCAUCUGGGCUCAGCAGAUCCUCAGCUCCAUUUACUUUGAGGGUCACCGGAACAGCACUGAAAACACCCGAACAGUUGAAAGAGCACCAUUCUUUGAGUACAAUAAAUGUAAAUUAGACUAUGUCAAAAUGCCAUCACCUCGCAUCUUCUCUUCCCACCUUCCAUAUUACUUAGUACCAAAAGGUCUGAAGAGCAAAAAAGCUAAAAUUGUUUAUCUUUAUAGAAAUCCCAAAGAUGUUUUGAUCUCCUUUUUUCAUUUUUCAAAGUUCACACGUAUCAUAGAAGCUACAUAUACCAUAGAACAUUAUCUGGACAAUUUUCUGGAUGGAAAAGUUCAUGGAAGCCGUUGGUUUGAUCACAUUAGAGGCUGGUAUGAACACAGACAUGACUUCAACAUAAUGUUCCUGAGCUAUGAAGAAAUGAAGAAGGACCUCAGAAGCUCAGUGCUUAAAAUCUGCAGUUUUCUGGAGAAAGAUCUGAGUGAGGAAGAUGUGAUUACUGUUGUGAGACAAGCUACAUUUCAGACCAUGAAAUCUGACCCACGAGCAAAUUACGAACAGAUUAUAAAUUAUAAAUUUGGGGUGAACAAGAAGGAAGGCACUUUCAUGCGCAAAGGUACCAUCGGAGACUGGAAGCUUCAUUUGACUGUGGAGCAAAAUGAAAGAUUUGACAUGAUAUUCAAGAAGAAUAUGAAAAAUUUUCCCUUGAAGUUUAUCUGGGAUAUAAAUGAAGACUAGAAUUCCAUCUUAUAUUUGCAUAAAAUAAGCAUAAAAGUCCAUUGAUCAGAAGUCAUAUUGUAAUAGCAAUAUUGAUAUGUUACCAUAUUUCAAUCAUUAAAUAUCAAGCUAUAUAAAGGUACAAAAUGAGUAAACUAUGCAUUAAUUAAGCAUAAUGAGACUAAAAAUUUAUUUCAAAUCAUAGUAUUAAAUUAGUUUAUUUCUGACUUAGCAUGGUCACUAUGCACAGAUGACAUAAAUCAUGAUGUUUUGUGGUGUAGGAAAUGCUGCAAACACUAUUUUGCAGUACACCUUUUAACUUCAUCAUCUACAAUUAAGUUUGGAUCAAG